AUGUUGCGACCUGCCUAUAUAUUUGCAGCCAUAUCUCUGAAUGAUCUCUCUGCCACCAUGUCUGUAAAUGCGCUUCCUCCACACCAAGGCAUUUCGCCCUUUGAACUUGCUCCGGGCGAAAUCAUCCGCUAUCUGAGCGCUUCUACCAGACAAUCUUUAGCGAUCAAUCUGCGGAAUCCACUCAAUGAUAUCAAUGUACGCAUCAAAGUUGGCGACGGGUCGCUCUACGUCACAAACCGCCGGUUCGUGUUUGUGACUGCCUCUCAGGGCGACGUGUCGUCGUUUGUGGUGGACUUUUCGCGGGCUCGGUCGCUUCGCUUUUCACAUUCUCUAGAAUCUCCGUGGUUUGGACCAAACUAUUGGCAAUUUCGUUUUUUUAGUCCGCCGGACGGCUCAUGCAGUGGGUUUCCCAAGGGCGAGUGGUUCGACGGAAAGGCCGUGUUUAAAGAUGGCGGCGUGGUGGAGUUUGUGUCUGUGGUGGAUGAUGUGCUCAACGAUGCUGUGAACAAUUCUCAGAUAGACGAGGAGCUUCCGCGGUACAGCGAGCAGUGA
Australozyma saopauloensis is the source of this 552-nucleotide messenger RNA. RefSeq lists its product as uncharacterized. Gene Ontology annotation, cellular component: nucleus. Lineage: Eukaryota; Fungi; Ascomycota; Pichiomycetes; Serinales; Metschnikowiaceae. Gene Ontology annotation, biological process: positive regulation of DNA-templated transcription. The record is from RefSeq and is a predicted model, not a curated record. Gene Ontology annotation, molecular function: transcription coactivator activity; chromatin DNA binding. The transcript has a single exon. Bases 1 to 552 code for a protein of 183 amino acids.